This is a messenger RNA of Olea europaea var. sylvestris, 1801 nucleotides long. RefSeq names its product CBL-interacting protein kinase 18-like. Gene Ontology annotation, molecular function: ATP binding; protein kinase activity. The coding region runs from base 217 to 1554 and encodes 445 amino acids. The record is from RefSeq and is a predicted model, not a curated record. The transcript is spliced from 3 exons. Gene Ontology annotation, biological process: protein phosphorylation; signal transduction. Lineage: Eukaryota; Viridiplantae; Streptophyta; Magnoliopsida; Lamiales; Oleaceae.
AUUACGAAAAGUGUACUCUCUCUUCUCUUCAAGACUACGGAGUUUCCGAAGCUACUCUCUUAACCCAAGAUUCUCCUCGAGCAUUGUUGAUGUAGUUGUUCGCGGGAAUGUGGAAAGAUGUGGCUGAAUGCCGAGACCUUCGUCUCUAAGGUCUGCCCUCCAUCAAGGAAUCCUGCCCUGUAAAUAAGAGAUUGUAGUAGGUUCGUGUUUUUUGAAAUGGAGAAGAAGGGAAGCGUAUUGAUGGGAAAAUACGAGCUUGGGAGGUUGCUAGGUCAAGGAACUUUCGCCAAAGUUUACUAUGGUAUACUUCUUAAAACAGGACAGAGUGUGGCCAUAAAGGUUAUUGAUAAAGACAAAGUGUUGAAGGCCGGGUUGACAAAUCAGACAAAGCGAGAGAUAUCUGUUAUGGGAAUGGUCAAACACAACAACGUGAUGGAGCUAUACGAAGUUAUGGCUACCAAAACUAAGAUUUAUUUUGUGAUGGAAUAUGCGAAAGGUGGAGAGCUUUUCCACAAGGUUGCGAAAGGAAGGCUCAAGGAAGAUAGUGCUCGGAAAUAUUUUCAACAACUGAUUUCUGCUGUUGGUAUUUGCCACAGCAGAGGUGUUUAUCACCGUGAUUUGAAACCCGAAAAUCUUCUGCUGGAUGAGAAUGGAGAUCUUAAGGUAUCCGAUUUUGGAUUGUGUGCGCUCACCGAGUCCAAGCGCCAGGAUGGAUUACUCCACACCGCGUGCGGCACCCCAGCAUAUAUCGCUCCCGAGGUGAUUCGCCAAAGAGGCUAUGAUGGAUCCAGAGCUGACAUCUGGUCCUGUGGGGUGAUCUUAUUUGCCAUGCUUGCAGGUUAUCUUCCAUUCAAAGACUCAAAUCUCAUGGAGAUGUAUCGGAAGAUAAGCAGGGCUGAGUAUAAAUUCCCAAAUUGGUUUCCACCUGAAGUACGAAAGCUGCUAUCACAGAUCCUUGAUCCUAACCCCUAUACUAGGAUUUCCAUAGACGAGAUUAUGCAAAACUCGUGGUUCAAAAAAGGUCUCAAUUCCAGACAAGCUAUGACUAAAGCAGAAGACACAGAAAAUGUCCCUCUCGACUUUGAUUCCAUUUCUGUUUCUUCCUGGAAUGAUAUUCCGACGGAUACGAAGCUGGAAGUGGACAAACCAGCUAACCUGAAUGCAUUUGACAUUAUAUCUCACUCAACUGGAUUUGAUUUGUCUGGUUUGUUUGUGAGCAAUGACCAAAAAGAUGAGGUGCAAUUUACAUCUACAAAGCCGGUUUCUGCUAUCAUAUCAAAACUUGAGGAUGUUGCUGGGAAUCUGAAGUUCAGAGUGAAGAAAAAGGAUCAAGGGUUGAUGAGAUUGGAGGGCUUCAAGGGUAUGAACGGUAUUUUGUCCAUUGAUGUAGAAAUAUUUGAAAUCACUUCGUCGUUUCAUUUGAUCGAGAUGAAGAAGUCGAGUGGCGACUCAGUAGAUUAUCAGAUGAUGUUGAAACAGGAUGUAAGACCAGCUCUUAGGGAAAUUGUUUGGACUUGGCAAGGUGAGCUACAGCAGGGUCAGAAGGAAGGCUAGUGACUGAAUUCUUAGUUCAUUUCUCAGGCUAUUAAGACUCUUGUUUUGGUAUUUUAGUGUUUCUAUAGCUCUGGUAAUCCAUACCAAUGUUACAGUACUAUUUAUUUGUGUGUAAAACAGUAAUAUGGGGGUAUGAAUGCACAUAAACUGGUUUCUAGAAAAUGUGCCUGUAAAGUGUUUUCUGCUGUAAACCGUUCUGCCUAUUUCUAGCCAUGCUAGUCUAGGCCGUAGAGGUCCAUGACCAAUA